CUCGGAUGAAGAACAUUUAAAGUUGUGUUUGAAAAACGGUAGAGCGCCAGCGGUGACGGCAGUCAUAUUUGUUCUAAAGUAGCUACCUUUGUUUAGCUAUCUACAAGAUAAUUGUUCAAGAGAAACAAUAGCGGAUAGACUUAAUCACUUGGUAAGGACAUUUUUUUUGGUUGCUCGAGUUUUUGUUGUUGUAUAUCACAAUAUUAGCUAACGGUAGCUAACUUUCUAGUUAGCCAGUUAACUUGGUUAACGCUAGCUAGCUAGCUAAUGUUAGCUGACUAGUCAGAGUAAGGGUAACGUUAUGUUUUUAAAUUGGGGAAACUAUUUGUGUGUUACAGUUGUUUGCAGUAUUUGGAGUGUUCUGCAAACAUGUCUACGCACAACUCGUUCAAUGUCGCAAAAAAGGAUGAGAAGGGGAGAAAUAUUCAAGUCGUUGUGAGAUGCAGGUAAGCUAAACGUGAUUUGUAUGAAACCAGUUGGGAGUUUGGGACUAAAAUCAACUUGAUCAUAACUGACGUUAGCUAAUUAACUUACUAACUAAAUGGACAAGAACAUCAGUGCCGAUGGUGUCACAGUAACAAUAGCUAACUAGCCUAAUGUUGUCUAGCUAACUUCUCUGCCCAUGCCUCUUCAGACCCUUCAACAACGCGGAACGCAAGUCUGCCUCCCAUGGAGUCAUUGAUACAGUUGAAAAUCGAAAAGAGAUCAAUGUGCGAACGGGAGGGAUUGGCGAUAAGGCAGCUAGGAAAACGUACACCUUUGAUAUGGUAACUAAUGUAACGUUCUUGGUCUAAAAUGAGCUAACACCUAUACUUGGGUUGCAAGGUCAUCUGUUCCUAAUGUGCAAUUUACAUGUUAUCAAUCCCUCAGGUGUUUGGUCCAGCUGCCAAACAAAUCGACGUGUACAAAAGUGUUGUCUGCCCUAUUUUGGAUGAAGUGAUAGGCGGAUACAAUUGUACAGUUUUUGCGUAAGUACUAGCUAAGUAGGGAUUAAGUGGCAUAACCACAAGGUUACAUUUAGCCAUUUGAAGCUGACAUCGGCUACUGAAGGCGGUUGUCUGUUUUAUACAUGAUUUUUCCCUAAACGGUUUCUUUCUCUUUGUCAUGUAGCUAUGGCCAAACGGGAACAGGAAAGACUUUUACAAUGGAAGGAGAAAGAUCUCCAAAUGAAGAAUUUACAUGGGAAGAGGUAUAACAUAACUUGUGUCAUAUCUGUCAAUUAACUUAUGUUUUUAUUAUAGUUUUCAAUAUUUGUGAUUUGAAUGGACUCUUUCAGGAUCCUCUUGCUGGUAUCAUUCCCCGGACACUUCAUCAGAUAUUUGAGAAGCUGUCUGACAAUGGGACAGAGUUUUCUGUCAAGGUUUCCUUGCUGGAGAUCUACAAUGAAGAGCUGUUUGACCUGCUGAGCCCUUUUCCCGACGUCACUGAACGACUUCAGUUGUUUGAUGAUCCACGUAACAAGGUACUAACCAGUCUCACAUUUAUGUAUGUUCCUAAUGGGUUGAAUCACACAAGUGUCUGUCAACAAGUCACUGCUGUUCCUCCAGGGUGAUGUUCUUAAAAUCUAAUGGUCAUAUUAAAACCUGCUUUUGAGGGUUAAAUAUCAUUUCUGUCCACCAGAGGGGUGUUAUCAUCAAGGGCCUGGAGGAAAUCACAGUACACAACAAAAAUGAGGUUUACCAGAUUCUGGAGCGUGGAUCUGCCAAGAGAAAGACUGCCUCCACUCUCAUGAAUGCAUACUCCAGGUAAACCUGCAUGUCUGACCAUCUGCACUUGUCUCAUACUAAAGCACAGGGUGUUCGUGUUUGAAUUGUUGAUUAUUGGUUUAUUGAUCUGCCCCCCCCCCCUCUUUUUUUUCAGCCGCUCUCACUCAGUGUUCUCCGUCACGAUUCAUAUGAAGGAGAUCACCGUUGAUGGAGAGGAACUGGUCAAGAUUGGAAAACUGAACUUGGUAUGGUUAACUGGUAUUGCCUACAAAUACCAUCGUCACACAUCCUCUACCAGUGACAUACAAAGACGGAUAACAAAUUUGACCUGCUGUAUGUGCACCUGCUUGUGAUGACCAUCAGGAAUUCUAGCUAAUGUGACCCGUACCUUGUAGGUGGACCUUGCUGGCAGUGAGAACAUCGGCCGCUCGGGGGCUGUGGACAAGCGGGCGCGCGAGGCUGGCAACAUCAACCAGUCUCUGCUGACGCUGGGCAGGGUUAUCACUGCACUGGUGGAGAAGAGGCCACACGUCCCCUACAGGGAGUCCAAACUCACCCGCAUCCUACAGGACUCACUGGGAGGCCGCACCAAGACCUCCAUCAUUGCCACAGUUUCUCCAGCCUCCAUCAAUUUGGAGGUGUGUCUGGCUUUGUUAUUGUCUCUUGGCACCAAUGUCUAGUUUAAUACUUAAUUGUAUCAAUAACUCAAUACUCUGUUAACUUUUUGUUUCAUGAAAUCGCCAGGAAACUCUGAGCACACUGGAUUAUGCCAACCGGGCCAAGAACAUCAUGAACAAGCCUGAGGUGAACCAGAAGUUGACCAAGAGAACUCUUAUCAAGGUAUGUGUAUAUAUAUAUAAGCACUGAACAAAACCUCUCAAUUUUGGAGUAUGCAUGCUCUUUUUACUUUAUGCAUGUGUAUUUUGUGGUAAAAGGUCUGGACUGAAAAAUAUUGAAUUUAAUCAUCAGGAAUACACAGAGGAAAUUGAGCGUCUGAAACGGGAUUUGGCUGCCACCCGUGACAAGAAUGGAGUGUAUCUGUCGUCUGAGAACUAUGAGUAAGUGCCCAUUGUACAACACAAAAAUAUUGUGUAAGAGUCAAAUGUUAUUUCUAAAGUCUGAAUCACUUCAAAAGGUGAAAGUAUAGGAGAUUUUAAUUUAUCCCCCCCAGGAGCAUGGCAGCUGCGAUAUCUUCCCAAGAGGAGCAUAUAACAGAAUAUACUGACAAGAUUGCAGCAGUGGAGGAGGAAGUGAAGAGGGUAAGCAUAUUUCAAAAGUACUCUCAUAUUUUACUUCCUGUUUUUGGAUGAGCAGCACCAUGGUUACCAGCUCCACUUGACUCAUCAAAAAACAUGUGUAACUGUCCCUCCUUCCCAGGUUACAGAGCUGUUUGAGGAUAGCAAGGAGAAGCUGGACCAGUGCACAAAUGACCUAGAGGAGAAGAACCAGAAGCUGCAUGAGACUCACAAGGACCUGCAAGAGACCAAGCAGAAGCUCACUGAGGAGGAGUUUAUAGUGUCUGAGCUGGCCUCCACUGAGGAGAAACUGUACACCACUGCAGACAAGGUUAGGGUGACAUCAUUACAACCAAUUAGGAAAAAGUAUGAAAAUGUCUGCACUCACUACUGUAAGUCGCUCUGGAUAAGGGCGUCUACUAAAAUGAUGUUUUUGAGAAUGUACUGUAUAAUGACUUGAUUUAGUUAUGAUUUAACGUUUUCCCAGUUGCUGACAACUGUUGAUGAGAGCACCAAAGACGUGUCUGGCCUGCAUGCCAAACUGGAGAGGAAGAAAAAGGUUGAGGAGCACAACUCUGAGAUCCAGAUGAGUUUCGCCGACCGCAUGGAUGCUAUGUUCAGCCAGAUGCAGAACUCUGUGGAAGACCAGCGCAGCAAGCACCAGAGCAUGCUGGACUCAUACAAAACCUCAGUUGGUGAGCAGCUUGAAAUGGACCGGUAGUUUGAGUGAUAUGAGCGCAUAAUAGAAUUUGAUAUCUAAUUGAAUGUCUUUUACUCCCCGCUCAGAGGGUCUUCUCACAGUCAACGACACAGCUUUCAAAGGAGCCAUGGCUACUGUAGCCACGUCCUUCUGCAGCAUCAAAGACCUGGUAGCUGAUGGCAUGACCAAGUGUCAGGCUAAGAUGAUGGAGCAGGAGACGCUGUGUGUGGAGGCUAAAAACAGUCUGCACCAGGUUUUGGUAAGGACAGAAAUGAAGCCAUCUCUAUUGUCUUCCAUCUCUCCCGGCUUUUUUUUUGUGCACAAAUCUGUAUGAAUAGAGAUGAGAGGUUUCAUGAUAAAUACAAUCCUGGGUUAACAGGAGCAGCAUAAGCUGGAGCUUGAGGUGGUCCUGGUAGCCCAGGUGUUGCCUGGUCUCAGUGCUAUCAUGAACAUGAAUGACAGCCUGAGGAAGACACUGGAGACCCACCAUGCCGUGGCAGCUAAGGUAAAGGAAGCUGGCUGAAAUGAUGCAUAAUACUGUUCUCAAAAUACUUUUGAGUAUGCAUGUUGGACAAUGGACAACUUCAUGAAUGCAUUCCUUUUCCCAAGAUGGAGUCCAUGAAGGUGGAGAUGACGUCGUUCUUUAGUGGCCAUGCCCAGGACCUGGCUGCACUGAGGGAGACUGCAACAGAAGGUCUUGGCUCCCUAAAGACUGAGCACGACAACCUGAAGGAACAGAUCAGCAGAGCAGACAAGGAGCACCAUACGGUAAGGACUUGGAGUAGUCUAGUUUAAAGCAGGGGUGUCAAACAUACGGCCUGCAUGCCGAGGGAAAAUAACUCUAUAUACUUUAAAAUGACUAAAACCAAAUCGAAACUGUGUCGAAAUAAUGGGCCUACAGUUGAAGUUGGAAGUUUACAUACAUUUAAACUCAGUUUUUCACAAUUCCUGACAUUUAAUCCUAGUAAAAAUUCCUUCUUAGGUCAGUUAGUAUUUUAAGAAUGUGAAAUGUCAGAAUAAUAGGAGAGUGAUUUAUUUCAGCUUUAAUUUUUUAUCACAUUCCCAGUGGGUCAGAAGUUUACAUACACUCAAUUAGUAUUUGGUAGCAUUGCCUUUUAAAUUGUUUAACUUGGGUCAAACGUUUCGGGUAGCUUCCCACAAUAAAUUGGGUGAAUUUUGGCCCAUUCCUCCUGACAGAGUUGGUGUAACUGAGUCAGGUUUUCAGGCCUACUUGCUCGCACACACUUUUUCAGUUCUGUCCACAAAUGUUCUGUAGGAUUGAGGUCAGGGCUUUGAUGGCCACUCCAAUACCGUGACUUUGUUGUCCUUAAGCCAUUUUGCCACAACUUUGGAAGUAUGCUUGGGGCCAUUGUCCAUUUGGAAGACCCAUUUGCGACCAAGCUUUAACUUCCUGACUGAUGUCUUGAGAUGUUGCUUCAAUAUCUCCACAUAAUUGUCCUUCCUCAUGAUGCCAUCUAUUUUGUGAAGUGCACCAGUCCCUCCUGCAGCAAAGCACCCCCACAGCAUGAUGCUGCCACCCCCGUUCUUCACGGUUGGGAUGGUGUUCUUCGGCUUGCAAGGCUUCCCCUUUUUCCUCCAAACAUAACGAUGGUCGUUAUGGCCAAACAGUUCUAUUUUUGUUUCAUCAGACCAGAGGACAUUUCUCCAAAAAGUAAGAUAUUUGUCCCCAUGUGCAGUUGCAAACCGUAGUCUGGUUUUUUUAUGGCGGUUUUGGAGCAGUGGCUUCUUCCUUGAUGAGCGGCCUUUCAGGUUAUGUCGAUAUAGGACUCGUUUUACUGUGGACAUAGAUACUUUUGUACCUGUUUCCUCCAGCAUCUUCACAAGGUCCUUUGCUGCUGUUCUGGGAUUGAUUUGCACUUUUCACACCAAAGUACGUUCAUCUCUAGGAGACAGAACACGUCUCCUUCCUGAGCGGUAUGACGGCUGCGUGGUCCCAUGGUGUUUAUACUUGCGUACUAUUGUUUGUACAGAUGAACGUGGUACCUUCAGGCGUUUGGAAAUUACUCCCAAGGGUGAACCAGACUUGUGGAGGUCUACAACUUUUUUUCUGAGGUCUUGGCUGAUUUCUUUUGAUUUUCCCAUGAUGUCAAGGAAAGAGGCACUGAGUUUGAAGGUAGGCCUUGAAAUACAUCCACAGGUACACCUCCAAUUGACUCAAAUUGUCAAUUAGCCUAUCAGAAGCUUCUAAAGCCAUGACAUUUUCUGGAAUUUUCCAAGCUGUUUAAAGGCACAGUCAACUUAGUGCAUGUAAACUUCUUAUCCACUGGAAUUGUGAUAGAUUUCACUCUGUCUGUAAAUAAUUGUUGGAAAAAGUACUUGUGUCAUGCACAAAGUAGAUGUCCUAACCAACUUACCAAAACCUAUAGUUAAGAAAUUUGUGGAGUGGUUGAAAAAUGAGUUUUAAUGACUCCAACCUGUGUAUGUAAAAUUCCAACUUCAACUGUACGUUCAGUUUUUUCACUGUCCAGUUCGCUAAUAACCACCACAAAUGAAACCUAGACAGUCGGGGAGCAUGAAAUUCCAAAAACUAUUGCUAGAGGACAAUCUUUUGCAAGUUUUGCCUGCGAGGAAAUUUAACACAUUUUCAAUGCCUCAUUGAAGACCGAAUGCGGCCCCCGGGGCAAAAUUAGUUUGACACCCCUGGUCUAAUGUGUUUUCUCUUAUCACCCUCUGCAAUGAUCUGAAAAAACAAGAUAUGUCAAAGUAAUACUACAUCUUGAGAUGUACAAUAGUGUUGCUCUUGCAGUGGUGUCUACUCUGCUUUGAAGCCAUUGGUCCAGUCCCUGCUAGUCAUCUGGAUGUUGAUGAAGAACUCCUGUCAUUCUCACUGUCAAGGCUGUAUGGUCAGAAAAGCACACUUGUUAUCUGACAUUGUGACAUCCCCUCUGUUUCUGGUCAUACAGGGCAUGACCCAGGUUAUCCAGUGUCUGCAGAACCAGCUCAGCCUCCUGGCCAUGGAGACCCAGAAUAACUAUGCCGGCCUGAUGAGUGCCUCCGAUGCCCUGCAGGUCCCUGUUCAGUCCCUUCAGCAGACCCUUCAAACGUAAGUGAAACUGGGCUGUCUUAACUGGGCCAUUGACAUCUAAUGAUUUAUCUGUCCAUAGCAUUGGCUUUGUCCAUUUGAAUCUGCAUGUUAUUAUUUUUCACCUGAGAUGUUUUCCAGGGCAGAGCCUCUAACUUUGCUGCCCUUCUCCAGGAGAUGCAGGGAAUCUGAGAACCAGACCGCCACCCAAAAGGAGCGUCUAGAGUCUACUACCGCCAGCCUGAUCUCUGAGGUCCAGCAGACUGCCCAGGAGGCUCAGCGCACGGUGGAGGAGUGCUCCGCCUACAGCAGCCACCUGCACAGCUCUCUGACCCAGCUGAGUGAGAAGAGUCUGCAGUGGUGUGCCUCCACCAAGGACGGCACUGACUCCCAGGCCCAUGCUCAGCUCACCCUGAUCAGAGACCAAACCGCCUCCACUCAGACCCUGCUAACGGUAAACUAUACACGUGGAUAUUGUUGUGCCGUUUUACCUCAAAUGGGUACUUGGUGGUGUUAUAUGAAAUGGAGUACUAAAAGGUCUUAGGUCUUGGUUAGCUUUGAAAUCCCUGAGCAGCUUCUUACAUGUCGGUAAUCCUCAUAACUGAAAUCCUGACCGGUGUUUCUCUGUGGUGUGAAUCAGAGUGUGGCGCAGAGCUGUGAGGGGAGGGUCCAGGAGAUGAGUGGGCAGCUGAAGCAGCAGCAGGGGACAGUGGAGGAGGGUCUGGGGUCCAUGAAGGAGCAGUUGUCACUGGACCAGAACACCCUGGAAUACCACCAGACAGAACUCAAGGCCCACCUGGAGGAUGGCCUGGCCCGCGUCCACAGCUUCCUCAGUGAGGAGCUCAUACAGGAUGUCCCAACUGGUGAGCUUGACACGGAUAUAAUGUUAAACUGGCUUUUAUUUUGUACAUAUCUUUGUCCCAGUUACUGACCUGUCAUGUUUCCUUCAUUUGUUCUGGCAGGUGCAACUCCUCAAAGGAGGGAGUUUGUGUACCCACGUCUCCUAGCCAAGUCGAAGAACCGAGCAGAACUGCUGGAGAGCCUCCGCCACCAGCAGGAGGUGCUGCAGACAGCCCUGUUGCAGUGUGACACAGUGGAGGAGGAGGAGGAGAAGCAGGUUGAUCAGGUACACUUCAGGAAAUUAGAGCCCAGUAUUUCCUGUUUGGGUCAUGUGGGUUUGGGGCAGUAUGGCAGCUUACAUUGACAUAAUUACAUUAAGUGAACUGUACACAAUGACUCUAUGAACUGACUGAUCUUGACUGUUCAGCAUGUACAGUGAGGGGGGGAAAAAGUAUUUGAUCCCCUGCUGAUUUUGUACGUUUGCCCACUGACAAAGACAUGAUCAGUCUAUAAUUUUAAUGGUAGGUUUAUUUGAACCGUGAGAGACAGAAUAACAACAAAAGAAUCCAGGAAAACGCAUGUCAAAUGUUAUAAAUUGAUUUGCAUUUUAAUGAGGGAAAUAAGUAUUUGACCCCUCUGCAAAACAUGAUUUAGUACUUGGUGGCAAAACCCUUGUUGUUUCUUGUAGUUGGCCACCAGGUUUGCACACCUCAGGAGGGAUUUUGUUCCACUCCUCUUUGCAGAUCUUCUCCAAGUCAUUAAGGUUUCGAGGUUGACGUUUGGGAACACGAACCUUCAGCUCCCUCCACAGAUUUUCUAUGGGAUUAAGGUCUGGAGACUGGCUAGGCCACUCCAGGACCUUAAUGUGCUUCUUCUUGAGCCACUCCUUUGUUGCCUUGGCCAUGUGUUUUGGGUCAUUGUCUUGCUGGAAUACCCAUCCACGACCCAUUUUCAAUUCCCUGGCUGAGGGAAGGAGGUUCUCACCCAAGAUUUGACGGUAUAUGGCCCCGUCCAUCGUCCUUUUGAUGCUAUGAAGUUGUCCUGUCCCCUUAGCAGCAGAACACCCCCAAAGCAUAAUGUUUCCACCUCCAUGUUUGAUGGUGUUCUUGGGGUCAUAGGCAGCAUUCCUCCUCCUCCAAACACGGCGAGUUGAGUUGAUGCCAAAGAGCUCGAUUUUGGUCUCAUCUGACCACAAAACUUUCACGCAGUUCUCCUCUGAAUCAUUCAGAUGUUCAUUGGCAAACUUCAGAUGGCCCUGUAUGUGCUUUCUUGAGCAGGGGGACCUUGCGGGCGCUGCAGGAUUUCAGUCCUUCACGGUGUACUGUUACCAAUUGUUUUCUUGGUGACUAUGGACCCAGCUACCUUGAGAUCAUUGACAAGAUCCUCCCGUGUAGUUCUGGGCUGAUUCCUCAGUUCUUAUGAUCAUUGCAACUCCACGAGGUGAGAUCUUGGAUGGAGCCCCAGGCCGAGGGAGAUUGACAGUUCUUUUGUGUUUCUUCCAUUUGCGAAUAAUUUCACCAACUGUUGUCACCUUCUCACCAAGCUGCUUGGUGAUGGUCUUGUAGCCCAUUCCAGCCUUGUGUAGGUCUACAAUCUUGUCCCUGACAUCCUUGGAGAGCUCUUUGGUCUUGGCCAUGGCGGAGAGUUUGGAAUCUGAUUGAUUGCUUCUGUGGACAGGUGUCUUUUAUACAGGUAACAAGCUGAGAUUAGGAGCGCUCCCUUUAAGAGUGUGCUCCUAAUCUCAGCUCGUUACCUGUAUAAAAGACACCUGGGAGCCAGAAAUCUUUCUGAGAGGGUGUCAAAUACUUAUUUCCCUCAUUAAAAUGCAAAUCAAUUUAACAUUUUUGAAAUGCGUUUUUCUGGAUUUUUUGUUAUUUUGUCUCUCACUGUUCAAAUAAACCUACCAUUUAAAAUUAUAGAUUGAUCAUUUCUUUGUCAGUGGGCAAACGUACAAAAUCAGCAGGGGAUCAAAUACUUUUUUUUUCCCUCACUGUAUGACAUGUAAUGACAAUGAAAAGGGUGACGUUCAAAGAGUGUACAGAGUAGAUUUUAGCUAAGACCUCUAUAUUGCCAUAGGACUCUCUGGAGGACGAGGUGAGCAGCUACAACGACGAUGUCACUGAGCCGUCUUACAACGACGAAAACCUCAUGUGCUACGAGAACGGAAGAGUGCCGUUCUUCAAGGUAAGGUUACCCCAGUGUUUCUGUAUGGUUAAGUACGGUUUCAGCUCUCGCUCCCAGGCCCAGCUAUAGGUGGCAUUGUUUGAUUUUGUAAUGUUUUGUUUUCUCUCCUUUCAGAAAAAGAAGGCCGGCAAGAAGGAAAACAAAGCCCUCAAUCGUUCCAAGAUGACAGAAAAUGAAUCUCAGGCAACGCCGCUCAGGUCCAAAUUACCACUCAGGUGUCAGAACUAGUAGAACUUGACUGUCCUUUACAUUUCUUAACUAUUUUGUAUUAAUCUUUUACCUGGGUCGUUCCACCAAUUUAGGUGC
Coregonus sp. 'balchen' is the source of this 10014-nucleotide messenger RNA. The record is from the annotation of a GenBank genome assembly. NCBI's taxonomy places the organism in Eukaryota, Metazoa, Chordata, Actinopteri, Salmoniformes, Salmonidae.